Australozyma saopauloensis is the source of this 540-nucleotide messenger RNA. RefSeq names its product bis(5'-adenosyl)-triphosphatase (gene HNT2). The transcript has a single exon. Lineage: Eukaryota; Fungi; Ascomycota; Pichiomycetes; Serinales; Metschnikowiaceae. Gene Ontology annotation, molecular function: catalytic activity. The record is from RefSeq and is a predicted model, not a curated record. Bases 1 to 540 code for a protein of 179 amino acids.
AUGUCAGAGGUAUUAUUCUACAAGUUCCCGGUGACUCCACAGGUGUUUUUCCGCUCGCGCUUCACGUAUGGCCUCGUCAACCUCAAGCCGCUUGUUCCAGGUCAUAUCUUGGUUGUCCCACUAAGAACCUCGGUUCUUCGUUUUGGUGACUUAAACCCCAUAGAAGCGCAAGAUUACAUGGAGAGCUUACAAUUGAUUCAAGGAUUCAUCACUAAAGUUUACAAAGCAGACUCUUUGAAUCUUGCCAUUCAAGACGGUCCUGAAUCCGGCCAAUCGGUUCCCCAUUUGCACACACACAUCAUUCCUCGAUAUGUGAACGACAAACACGAUGACAGCAUACAUCGACAACUAGAACGGACUGAUUUGGCGAAAUCCUACGAGGAAUUUUUCGCCCGGAAGGCCAAUUUCCAAAAGCUGCCUGGCUUCAUUUCAAUUCCUGACGAGGAGAGACAUCCACGCACGACGGAAGAUAUGGCUGUCGAAGCGCAAUGGUUGCAAGAGGAGCUAGAAAAAUACGUUCAGGAGAAGAAAUCCCAAUAG